AUGGAUCACUAUGAUGCUGUAAAUUUAAGGGUCUUCAUUAAGAUUACCACUCCUGAUUCAGAAAAGUCAAUAUUCCGGGAAUUCAGAAGUAGAGAUUCCAGCCUUGAAGAUGAGGCCCGAACAAGACGGUUAAUUGAGUUUGAUGACAAGCUCAUUUUGGCCGAAUUUGAAAAAGAUCAUGCACUUUCAGUUGAAGAAUUGGUGGCAACAAUCUUCAUUCAAGCCAUACAUCUGUUCACCGCCAUCUUCAACAGCUUGGAAAGCUCCCAACGCGGAAAAUGGGUGUCUCAUUAUUUGUUGGAAGCCAACCGCAAAUCCCGAGUGAACAUCUGCUCUUCUCUUCAUUCUCGUGAACUCAUCUCGCCCAUUUUGGACAGACCAGUGACCGGUGAUGAAAAAAAGGGUCUUUUAUCAAAAUGUUAA
Messenger RNA from Octopus sinensis (East Asian common octopus), 423 nucleotides. Its product is annotated as histone-lysine N-methyltransferase SETMAR-like. The coding region runs from base 1 to 423 and encodes 140 amino acids. The record is from RefSeq and is a predicted model, not a curated record. The transcript has 2 exons. NCBI's taxonomy places the organism in Eukaryota, Metazoa, Mollusca, Cephalopoda, Octopoda, Octopodidae.